Molecule: messenger RNA, 1390 nt
Organism: Austrofundulus limnaeus
Lineage: Eukaryota; Metazoa; Chordata; Actinopteri; Cyprinodontiformes; Rivulidae
Gene: pter
Product: phosphotriesterase related
Exons: 5
Coding region: 134-1183 (349 amino acids)
Biological process (GO): catabolic process
Molecular function (GO): zinc ion binding
Source: RefSeq, a predicted model, not a curated record
UAUUUGACUCCUUCGCCCUGACGUUUAGCUGAGCUAAUCCACAACAAUCCUCUACCUGCGCUCUGUGGGAGUGGGCCACCGUAAGAGUGAACACAAACAAGCUCCUGGAUCGUGGGUCUCGGAUCAGUCGGUCAUGUCAGCAUUAAGUGGAAAGGUCCAGACUGUCCUGGGCCUGGUCGAUCCAGACUUGCUGGGCCGCACCAUGACCCACGAGCACCUGACCAUGAGCUUCGAGUUCAACUACACCCCACCUGCGCCUGGUGACGAGGCGGUGGCGGAGAACCCCUUCCAGAUGCAGCACAUGCACUGGCUCAGGCAGAACCCCUACAGCUGCCGCGAGAACCUGCUCCUGCAGCAGGAGGCCAAGACCUUGGGGGACGAGCUGCUGGCCUUUAAGAAGGCAGGUGGGGGCACGAUAGUGGAGAACACCACGACGGGGAUCGACCGGGACCUGCCUGCCCUCCGGCAGCUGGCCAAGGACACGGGGAUCCACAUCAUAGCUGGAGCGGGGUUCUAUGUGGACUGCACCCACACCGAGGCCACCAGGAGAAUGAGUGUGGARAAGCUCACGGACAUCAUCGUCGGCGAGGUGCUGCACGGGGCCGACGGCACGGACGUCCGCUGCGGCGUGAUCGGCGAGAUCGGCACCGGCUGGCCCAUCACGGAGAGCGAGACGAAGGUGCUGAGGGCCACGGCCCACGCUCAGGCUCAGCUGGGCUGCCCGGUGAUCAUCCAUCCCGGCAGGAAUCCCGCCGCUCCGACCGAGGUGGUUCGGAUUCUCCAGGAGGCCGGCGGUGACAUAAGCAAAACCGUCAUGUCUCACCUGGACAGGACUUUAUUCGACGAAGGCGAGCUGCUUGAGUUUGCAAACUUGGGGAGCUACCUGGAGUAUGACCUGUUCGGAGUGGAGGUGCUGAACUACCCGUUUAACCUGGAAGUGGACAUGCCCAGCGACAGCCAGAGAGUGAAGGCUUUGGCUUUUCUCGUGAAGGAGGGCUACGAGGACAAGCUGCUGAUGGCGCACGACAUCCACACCAAACAUCGCCUGACCAAGUUCGGCGGCCACGGCUACGCUCACAUCCUGAAGAACAUCGUGCCGAAGAUGCUGACGAGGGGCAUCUCACAGCACCAGGUGGACAAAAUCCUUAUCGACAACCCUAAACGCUGGCUGACCUUUAAAUAAACCCCACCCCACAAUCCACCUCCAGAAAGAGCAAGGAAAAAAAAAGGCACAUCAAAAGUGAUUUUAUGGAACUUGAAUUUUAUUUUCAUGUGACUAUUCAACAUCUCACAAUGAACACUUUGAGAUCUUUGCAAUAACAGACUCAUUUAAUAACAAUGAGACAUUGGGUGUCUUAAUCCUUAAUGAAUAAAUGUCUAAUUUUUAUGC